AUGAACACUGUGAAAGAUAAGGAUACCCUAGACAGUGAGACUGAAGUGGCAGAACCCAUGAACAUCGACGUCAACCAGACCGGGAAGCGACAACGGGGCCAGACACUACACGAGGCCUCACCCGAUGACACGAGUGGUGUUAUUGCUUCGCGCAACCUGACCUUCCAAGAAUUGGUGCUGGACCGCAGGAAGUCCCUGGAAAUGCUGAUGGAGGCCGGCCUGGCCGAGCCCGAGGAGCAGCAGCCCACGUGUUCUAAGGUGUCCAAGAGGAAGAAAAAAAAGCGGCUGCAGGAUGGCGACGAACGUGACGGCGUGGCCGCGGAGCCCGAGCCCAAAACAAUUUGCGCCAAGUCACGCUCGCGCGACUCUAAGGCCGACCUCAAGAAGAAAGACGCGGACCAGAAAGCGGACGUGGCAGACAAGAAGGCCGAGUCCUUUGUGGAACAGGCCGGCACCAGUACGGCGUUUUCCCGGGUACAAACUGAUGAGGAAUAUGCAAUGAGCAGAACCCCGACGGGUCUUUCCAUCUCGUCUUUAGACUCUAGCACGCCAAAGAAAGCGGUCACUGACACCUGGAUCAACCCCAAGGAAACGGUCGGCUGGAACCUCGACUCCCUUGUGACGCUCAACGUCCUCGGUAGGGGCAGUUUCGGCAUCGUCUACCUUGUGCGCCACCGGAUUAAUCGGCAGCUGGCAGCUCUCAAGUACAUCCGCAAAAAGAACCAGAACUCGGAGAAGGAGCGGAGACGCGUGGAAGUCGAGAAGUCUGUCUGGGAGGCCGUCACAAACCACCCGUUCGUGGUCAACUUCAGGGCCUACUUCGAGACCGCCAAAGGCUGGUGCUUCGUGAUGGAGUACCUCCCAGAAGGCUCCAUCCGGGACCUCGUUCGCAAGAAGGGUCCCUUCAGGGAAGAGACGGCUCGGCUGCUGUCCGCCCAGGUCGCCCUGGCCAUUCAGCACGUGCAUGAGAAAGGAUAUUUGCACCGUGACAUCAGCUCAUCAAACGUGCUUAUCGAUAGCAAGGGUAAUGCGAAGCUCAUUGACUUCGGUCUUAGUCAGAUUGGCACGGAGGCCUGGUGCCGGUGUGGCUCACUUGCAUACAUGGCACCGGAGGUUAUCAGGCAAGAAGUGUACGGCACGUCUGCGGAUUGGUGGUCCUUCGGAAUAGUGGUGUUCGUCAUGCUGGUUGGAAAGACGCCCCUGGCCAUCUAUGCCGCCGAGAAGGGCGUCGACUUGCACCUUGCACGAAGGGACAUUAGAUACCGACUGGCCUUGAUAGCACCCUUGAAAAUUCCGAGGACAUUGUCCAGAUCGGCCCAAACGCUGCUAAGAGAAAUCCUCAAGGAGAAUCCUAAGAGGAGACUUGGUUGCAGACCAGAGGGCGGCUUCGACGAGCUCAUGAAAAAUCCCUUCUACGCCCCUAUAGACUGGUCCGAAGUAUCGUGCGGGUCGUUGCCGAGCACCACCAGGGAGGAAGGGUCCAACCUGUCGACCUAGGGACGACGCAACGACUGCGUGUGCACGACCGCCCACCGAAACCCCCAGUGAGGACUUCCUUCGCGUGCCGUCGUACCCAGGGAUUUCAGGCGCACUGUGAACCGAGAAACACAGCUUUGUGCGACAAGUAAUCGUCGAAACAACCUGGUGACAUUUCUUUCGUGAUACAUGUUGUUCCUGUGAAUCUA
This is a messenger RNA of Ixodes scapularis (black-legged tick), 1685 nucleotides long. Its product is annotated as protein kinase C iota type-like. Gene Ontology annotation, molecular function: ATP binding; protein serine/threonine kinase activity. Gene Ontology annotation, biological process: peptidyl-serine phosphorylation; intracellular signal transduction. The coding region runs from base 1 to 1497 and encodes 498 amino acids. The record is from RefSeq and is a predicted model, not a curated record. The transcript has 12 exons. NCBI's taxonomy places the organism in Eukaryota, Metazoa, Arthropoda, Arachnida, Ixodida, Ixodidae.